CUUUAACCCUCCUCUUCCUCCUCCUCCUCUUCUUCUCCUGCCAUCGUCGAAAGUUUGUAGCCGACUGACCCCACAGUUUCUUUUCUUUUACGACCGUCGGGUUUAUGGUUUUGUGACCGAGUGAUGUGGAGAGUGUGAAGCGGGGAAGAGAAGGUUUUUCCGCGGGAGGAACUCGGGACGUUCGUCGGGACGAUGAGCUCCAGCUCGUAGCUCGUAGCUCGUAGCUCAGACGAGCUUCUUCAGUUCUCCUGUUUGUGACGUGUUUUGUUUUUGUUUUCCAGUGCCUGUCGAUUCAACCAUGGCUCGUGGCUGCAUCUGCUGCGUGAAGUACAUGCUCUUCCUCUUCAACCUGCUCUUCUGGCUGGGUGGGUGUGGCCUGCUGGGUGUCGGCGUCUGGCUCUCGGUCUCUCAGGGCAGCUUCGCCACGCUGUCGCCCUCCUUCCCGUCGCUCUCCGCCGCCAACCUCAUCAUCACGCUGGGCACCAUCGUCAUGGUGACGGGCUUCCUGGGCUGCCUGGGCGCCAUCAAGGAGAACAAGUGCCUGCUGCUGAGCUUCUUCAUCGUUCUGUUGAUCAUCCUCCUAGCCGAGCUCAUCCUCCUCAUCCUGUUUUUCGUCUACACCGACAAGGUGAGCGACAACGCCAGACGGGACCUGAAAGAAGGUUUGGUGCUGUACGCCACGGACAACAACGCUGGACUGAGGGACGCGUGGAACACCAUCCAGGGAGAGUGGAAGUGUUGUGGCGUGACGAACCACAACGACUGGUACGCGGCGCUGCACGAGAACGCGGUUCCCGACCGCUGCUGCCAGCUGGUUUACCCCGGCUGCGGACGCAACGCCUCCAACACCUUCUGGACACGGGGUUGCUAUGAGAAAGUAGAGGAGUGGCUGGAUGACAACAAACACCUUCUGGGAACCAUCGCCAUGUGCGUGCUGGUCAUACAGCUCCUCGGCAUGGCCUUCUCCAUGACGCUUUACCAACAGAUCCACCGAGCGGGGAAGAAGUACGAAGCCUGAUGGGGAUAAACGUGGUAAAGUCCCAUCAGUUUUAAUGGUUAGGUACAUGAAACCAUAUCAUGAAUAUAAUAAUUAUAUCAUCUCCAUCGUGCCUGUUACCCUCACCUCUUUGUUUAUAGUCAAAAUAAGACAUAUAUCCUGUGUGUGUGCGCGCGCCACUGCAAACCUUUUAAUUUUGUGAAUAGCAUUGGAAGUUGUUGUUUUUUUAAUCACACUACGAUUGUUUCUAUGUAAAAUAUCUGACUGACAAAUCAAAAAGAAGACUGAAGCAUGAGAGAAAAUGCCUGUGCUUAAUAUACAUAAAUAUGUAAUAUACAUAAAACAAGCCUUGUGUACCAACAUGUUCAAUAAAAGCAGAGAUCACUCUU
This is a messenger RNA of Scophthalmus maximus (turbot), 1386 nucleotides long. Its product is annotated as tetraspanin-9. Bases 299 to 1018 code for a protein of 239 amino acids. NCBI's taxonomy places the organism in Eukaryota, Metazoa, Chordata, Actinopteri, Pleuronectiformes, Scophthalmidae. Gene Ontology annotation, cellular component: membrane. The transcript is spliced from 9 exons. The record is from RefSeq and is a predicted model, not a curated record.